Halteromyces radiatus is the source of this 435-nucleotide messenger RNA. RefSeq lists its product as uncharacterized. The coding region runs from base 1 to 435 and encodes 144 amino acids. Gene Ontology annotation, molecular function: zinc ion binding. Lineage: Eukaryota; Fungi; Mucoromycota; Mucoromycetes; Mucorales; Cunninghamellaceae. The transcript has 4 exons. Gene Ontology annotation, biological process: double-strand break repair via homologous recombination. The record is from RefSeq and is a predicted model, not a curated record. Gene Ontology annotation, cellular component: Shu complex.
AUGAAUCAAUCCCUUGCUGGACCUUUGUUAGAUCAAGUCAUUUCUACCAUUCGACAAUCUAAAAAGUUGAACUAUGAUCAAAUACGUGUGUUAUACAAUUUAGUGGGUACUUUACUAAUAGAAGCUUUGAAUCUUAUUGACACUGAUUCUGUAAUACGACUAAACUGUGGAAAAGACGGCAAAAGACAGAUAUAUCAAGUAUUAGACACAGCAAAUACCACAAGAAAAGAUCCUCAACUUUGCUUAUUAUACCCUCGACAUUGUUCUUGCGAUCAUUUCAUACGUACUAUAGUCUGUGGGCAAUCUUCUCUAAUGUGCCGACAUAUUUUAGCUGCUGUAUUAUUUGAUGCAAUGGAUGAUCGAAAAGGAACCAAGGUAAUGGAUGAAGAAGAUUUUGCCAAGCUAUUAUAUACUUGGAACCCAAGAAACAUUUGA